AUGGACAACUUCACCAUAAUCACAGAAUUCCUCCUCUUGGAUAUUUCAAGCUCCCGGAAGUUCCAAGUUUUACAAGGUCUGCUGUUCUUACUGAUUUAUCUGGGGGCCCUGGUUGGAAAUCUUCUGACCAUUACCGUCAUUGUGACAGACCCACAUCUUCACUUCCCAAUGUAUUUCUUUAUAGGCAAAUUAUCCCUCAUAGAUUUUUGCUUCAUCUCAGUUACUGUUCCUAAAUCGAUUGUGAAUUCUUUAACAGGCAGGCAACAGAUUUCUCUCCCAGAAUGUGCUGCUCAGAUUUUCCUGUUUAUCCUCUUUGGAUCCACAGAGUUAGCCUUCCUUGUGGUGAUGGCCUAUGACCGUUAUGUUGCCAUCUGUCAACCCCUGCACUAUGGGCUCAUUGUCAACCCACGGAUGUGUGCACAGGCAGCAGCUGGAUCCUGGGCCAGUGGGCUGGUCUAUGCUGCCAUCCACACGGCCACUAUGUUCAGGCUUCCUUUCACAGAAUCCAAUGUAAUCCACCAGUAUUUCUGUGACAUUCCUCAAAUUUUGAGAAUUUCAUCCUCGGAUGUGAGGUUUUCUGAGUCUGUUCUCCUUGCUAUAAGUUCUAAUAUACCUUUAGUUUUUUUUGUCUUUUUGUUUACUUCAUACAUUAACAUAUUUUCAACUGUGCUUAGAAUGCGCUCUGUGGAAGCCCGCAAUAAAGCUUUUUUCACCUGUACCCCACAGCUAGCUAUAUUCAUUCUAUUUGUAAUAUCUUUGCUGGUUACUGCCUUUGUUCCACUCUCAAAUAAGGCAUCUCUUAAAAAUCUUUUCAUCUCCAUAUUCUACACCAUGGUGCCCCCGUUCAUAAACCCCAUCAUCUUUAGUCUGCGGAACAGGGAAAUUAACAUUGCUCUAAAAAAAAAUGUUCAAUAG
Molecule: messenger RNA, 915 nt
Organism: Orycteropus afer afer
Lineage: Eukaryota; Metazoa; Chordata; Mammalia; Tubulidentata; Orycteropodidae
Product: olfactory receptor 14I1-like
Exons: 1
Coding region: 1-915 (304 amino acids)
Biological process (GO): G protein-coupled receptor signaling pathway
Cellular component (GO): membrane
Molecular function (GO): olfactory receptor activity; G protein-coupled receptor activity; odorant binding
Source: RefSeq, a predicted model, not a curated record